UUCUCAAAUAAACACACCACGCGCACUCUAAACCCAGAAAAUCUCAAACCUCGGAUACCUGCACAAAAUCCGAUCGCCGGAGCCACCGUCAGCGGCGAAAUGAAGGCGUUUAGACUCUUCCUCCUCACUCUAUUUCUUUCACUAGUACUCGCUCACGUCAGAGCUGAAGCUGAUGCUUCAGUCUCAGAUGUCGUCGAAGAAGUCCAAGUCGCCGGAUCGAACGGUGCACAUUCUGCCGUCCUUGAGCAACUUAAGUCCAAGAUCCACAGUCUCGAAUCCCAGAUUGAGGAGAAAAUUCGAGUACUAAAAGAAAAGGAUCAGGUAGUUGCAGCAAAGGAAAAGACAAUCACGGAAAAAUCAGAUGCUGUUGUAUCAUUGAAAAAUGAAAUUGCCUCGUUACAUAAAAAGGGCAAACUGGAUGCUGCAGAAGAAGUGGGAAAGGCACAUGCAAGAGCUGAAGAUCUGGAAAAGCAGGUGGAGAAACUCAGAAAAGAUCUUCAUCUGAAAAUAAGCGAGAAAGAUCUGUUGGAAGCCCGGGUGACUGAAGCGGAGAAAAAGGUUCCCGAGUUGAACGCGAAACUCGCGAAUCUCCAGAAGAUCAUUGAUGACCAGAAAGCGAAGAUACGUAAAACUGAACGAGCUCUUGAGAUCGCUGAGGAAGAAUUGAUGAAGGCUAAAAUUGAAGCAACUUCCAGAACCAAAGACUUGAUGCAGGCUCAUGGUGCUUGGCUUCCCACUUGGCUUGCAGUUCAUCUUAAUAAUUAUCAGGAAAUUUUAGAGGAGAACUGGAAAGUGCACGGAAAGCCUGCUCUUGAUGUAUUGAUAAAGAAGGCUAUUGAAAAGAAGGCCCAGGCUGAAGAAUGGGCUGCACCACAUGUUGAAACAGUCAAAACUAAAUUCGUACCAGCCAUCAAGGAACAGUGGGUGGUUAUAGCCACAAAUGUUGAACCUCAUGUCCAAACAUUAACAGCAAAAACUGUGGAGAUAUAUGAAGUAUCAAAGGAAGCUGUGACUCCACACAUUGUUAAAGUUCAGGAACUUGCAGAUCCUUAUUUCCAGGAAUUGAGUAAAGUAAGCAGACCAUAUAUCAACCAUGUAGCUGCUGCUGCAAAACCUCACGUUGACAAAUUACAGAUUAUUUUGACGCCAUACACACAGGAAGCAGUUAAAGCUUAUCGAAAGUUCCUUGAGUCGGCAACUGAAUAUCAUGGUCAGGUUCAAGACAUAGUUCAUGAUAAACUCAAGAGUCACGAUCUUACAAAACCUCUUGCUACGAAAGAGCUGAUUUGGUUUUCUGCUUCUGCGUUGCUAGCUUUGCCUAUCAUUUUGCUGUUCAAAAUCCUGUCAGCUUUUUCUGGCAGUAAAAAGGUGAAGAAGCCCACCCGACAUGGCAAUACACACAAUGUUCGUCGCAAAAAACGUGUACAUUCAGACAAGUAAAACCUGCUAAUGUACUCCACUGUUUGAUUACACAAGAUAGUCUGCUCCCAGAGUUUAGAUGGAAGUUCCACAAUAUUCAUUUUUAUCUGCUACUGUGGGCAGAUUACUAUGUCUGGUCCGUCGCUAGCGUGGGGAGUUCGGAGUUCCAUUUGUUCAUUAAGUACACUCUUGAUGUGGAAGGUUUUGCAAAUUAUCAGUCUCAUGUGUAGAAUAGAAAAUCUGGGUGAGGAUAUAUCUAGAUCUCAGGAUUAUUUUACUAUAGUUUCAAAAUUUGUAGUUGGGUUUGUGUAACAUGUCGUUUGGUAUUUAUGUCUUCAGCUCCUUUUUUUGCUCAGUCUUUUUAUGGAUGUAAAAAGUGUCUCAACACUGUUUAAUAUGUUCAUUAACUAAAGCUGGGAUAUAUCCUCAUUUAAAGGAAUUUAUUGGAUUU
Salvia hispanica is the source of this 1870-nucleotide messenger RNA. RefSeq lists its product as uncharacterized. The record is from RefSeq and is a predicted model, not a curated record. NCBI's taxonomy places the organism in Eukaryota, Viridiplantae, Streptophyta, Magnoliopsida, Lamiales, Lamiaceae.